AGUAGUAUUUUUACAGUGAGAGACAGAAAGGGAAAGGCUAAUGCUUGAAACACUGGCGAGCAGAUACUCAGCAUCUCCUCCAGACAAUGGACAAGGCUGGCUAGCUCAAGUUCAUUAUAAACUACGCUUAGAAAGCGCGCCUGAGCUCUGUGUGUGGACUCGGAGCCGCCUUCGCAGUCAAAGAGUCGUCUGGUUUCAACAGUCUCCAGUCAAGCUACACGGCCCAAACAGAGUCUAAGAUGCCCUAGGCGGUGAGGAGGGAAAUGUAAAUGGCUUCCAAAGUAAAAGAUGCUGUGGUGUGGUACCAGAAAAAGAUUGGCGCCUAUGACCAACAGAUAUGGGAGAAAUCAGUGGAGCAGAGAGAAAUAAAGUUUAUUUCUCUGGGCUUGAGGAACAAGCCAAAGAAGACGGGACACGUUAAACCAGAUCUCAUCGAUGUGGACUUGGUUAGAGGGUCUGCGUUUGCCAAGGCCAAACCUGAGAGUCCAUGGACGUCACUGACCCGGAAGGGCAUCGUUCGAGUCGUCUUCUUCCCGUUUUUUUACAGAUGGUGGAUCCAGGUCACCUCCAGGGCCAUUUUCCUCUUACUGCUGGCACUCUAUCUGCUGCAAGUGUCUCUCCACUUUUUUCCAAACCGAAGGAAGUUGAGGAAGGCAUCUCAGAUGGAGGUGCAUAGGGAAGGCGACGGGUCUAGCACUACCGAUAACACACAGGAGGGGGCGCCACACUCCCACUCAGCCAGCACCACAUACAGCCUGGGCGCUUUCUUCCAAGAUUUCUGGCAUGAUAUCUGUAAAGCUGGAUCCAAGAAGUCCAAGCUUUCCAUCGAUAAAUCCACAGAAACGGACAACGGCUACGUGUCGCUGGACGGCCGCGUGACCAAUCGCAGUAGCGAGGAGGGGCUCCAGCUCCACGAGCAGCGAUGCGAUUUGUUAAAUAGGGCUGACGAGGUGUGCUGGAACCCGCACACGCAGCCUGCACACGGUCACGCUGCCCGCAACAAUGGACUGCUGCUGGCCGGCGGUAAUAAGGAGCCGGCGUCCGAUGAGGCUUCCAGUGAGGAGGACCCUGAAGCGUCCUACAGCGCCCUCCGCAGGGGAGUGGAAAGAAUGAACAGUGACUGUGCACUCCGAAAUCGCAAGAAUACGCACCACUAUAAGAAACACUACACUGUGGAGGAUGUCCCCAAGUCUGGUACCAGCUGCAGCUCCAGAUGUUCAAGUCUGAGGACUCAGGAUUCAGAGAGUACUCGACACGAGUCUGAGACCGAGGACCUGAUGUGGGAGGACUUCCUGCACUGCACUGAGUGCCGAUCGUCCUGCACGUCAGAGACAGAGGGAGAAGGAGGAGGAACGCCUGUGUGUCCGGCCAAGAAGGAAUACAGAGAUGACCCUUUCCAUCAGGGUCACCUUCCCUGGCUGCACAGCUCCAACCCAGGCCUGGAAAGGGUGAGCGCCAUCGUGUGGGAGGGAAACGAGUGCAAGAAAGCAGACAUGUCUGUCCUGGAGAUCAGCGGCAUGAUUAUGAACAGAGUGAAUCUUUACACUCCUGGAAUCGGUUACCAGGUCUUUGGGAACCUAGUUUCAGUAGCACUUGGGCUCACACCCUUUGCUUACAGACUGGCUCAGUACCGUGACUUGGAUCAGUUGACCACUCUCUCAGCCAAUGAGCUUCUGUCUGUGGCGCUGGGGUGUGGGUCUGGUUCAGAUGUCCUGGUAAUCACCAUGGUAACGCUCAGCUUCCUGGUGCGCGUUUGCCUUAUCUGGCUCUUCUUCUUCCUGCUCAGCGUAGCAGAGAGGACAUACAAACAGAGACUUCUGUUUGCCAAACUUUUUGGUCACCUGACUUCGGCCCGCAGAGCGAGGAAGUCUGAGGUCCCACAUUUUAGGCUGAAGAAAGUUCAGAACAUCAAGAUGUGGCUGUCGCUACGCUCCUACCUCAAGAGACGGGGUCCUCAGCGUUCGGUGGAUGUCAUUGUAUCGUCUGCUUUCCUGCUCACGUUGUCAGUCGUCUUCAUCUGCUGUGCUCAGUUGCUCCAUGUCCAUGAAACGUUCCUGGACUGUCAUUAUAACUGGGAGCUGGUGAUCUGGUGCUCCAGUCUGACUCUGUUCCUGCUCCGGUUCGUCACUCUGGGCUCUGAGACCAGCAAGAAGUAUAGCAACACCUCCAUCCUGCUCACUGAACAGAUUAACUUGUAUCUGAAGAUGGAGAAGAAGCCAAACAAGAAGGAGGAGCUGACACUGGUCAACAAUGUUUUAAAACUGGCAACCAAACUACUCAAGGAGUUGGAUACUCCGUUCAGGUUGUACGGUUUGACGAUGAACCCUCUGCUCUACAACAUCACCCAGGUGGUCAUCCUGUCUGCUGUGUCAGGAGUCAUAUCUGACCUGUUAGGAUUUAACCUGAAGCUGUGGAAGAUCAAAUCAUGACAGUGGACUGAGAAACGGCGUCGACACUUCACUCUCACUGACUGGCUGAACCGCUCGUCUGACUGGCCCGACCCACCGAGAGACCGAGCCUCAGCUUCGACAUAUCAGAGUGCUUUGACCUUCAACGUUUCCACUUUGUGCAAUUCACAGACUAUUUAUUUACCCAUUCAGUGUUUAUACCUAGGCUUUAUUUGAAUUCUAGUUUCUUUCAUGUUUUUGUGUUUUGUGACACAAAGUUCGGUUUUUACCUGUCAACAAAAGUGUUAUGAGUGUUUCCCCUAGGUUACCGCUUUGGAGGGGAGACUUCUCGCUUGUUUGUUUGUUUUCCUCCCCCCCUGCUCUAAAGCAAAUCUCCCCUGUCGUUUUAGACGGAUCAAGACUUGUAGGGAUGCUUUUUGCAUUUACACACAUGAAGUUGGCUUCAACAGGAGUAACGUUAUCUUCACAAACAAAACAAAAACACAGUAGUGUGCUCCCCCGCCCACAUUAUUUUUUUUCCUCUUGCCCCCCCGAGUUGUUGGUAGGGGGAACGCUGUGUGAACAUAAAUUAUUAUUAAGUGAUGGUUGAGGUUCUCAGCUCGAUCUGCAGCUUUUCAUUUUAACUCAUUUGCAGGCAAAAAUAUUUUAUUGUAUUUUUUCCUUUUUUCUUUUUUUUUUU
Messenger RNA from Neolamprologus brichardi, 3087 nucleotides. The record is from RefSeq and is a predicted model, not a curated record. NCBI's taxonomy places the organism in Eukaryota, Metazoa, Chordata, Actinopteri, Cichliformes, Cichlidae.